Molecule: messenger RNA, 729 nt
Organism: Fusarium venenatum
Lineage: Eukaryota; Fungi; Ascomycota; Sordariomycetes; Hypocreales; Nectriaceae
Product: tryptophan RNA-binding attenuator protein-like domain-containing protein
Source: RefSeq, a predicted model, not a curated record
AUGUCGCACCAACAAGGAUAUGGUCAGCCCUCUCAGCAAGUCAUGGCCCCUCAAAAUGACUCUGGCAAUUUCCCAGGUGGUCGUUUUAGUAUCGCCCAUCGCGACACCAAUGCCGUUCUCAACGUCGAGCUGCAACAAGGCACCACGGUGCGUUCCAAAUCUGGAGCCAUGAUUCACAUGUCAGGUUCCGUGGAAAUAUCGGGAAAAUCCAAAUUCUCUUUCGGAAAGCUCUUUACCGGAGGUAACAUGUAUGAGUCCUUGUACGCUGGGCCGGGUCGUGUCGCACUUGGCCCAACACUCUUUGGAGACAUCAUCUCCCUACACGUUGACGGUAGCCAGUCCUGGGCUAUUGGCAAAGACGCUUUCCUCGCCAGCACUUCUGAAGUUACCAAAAAAAGAGAGACUCAAGGACUUGGCAAGGCCUUGUUCUCAGGUGAAGACCUCUUUGUCUUUCGUGUCGAGGGUCAAGGUAUCAUGUGGCUCACGAGCUUUGGCGCUGUUGACCGACUAGAUCUGCAACCAGGCGAGCAGCACAUUGUAGACAACGGCCAUCUUGUGGCAUGGAGCUGCAAUUAUUCGAUCGAAAAGGCUGGUGGUGGAGCCAUGACCGGUCUGAAGACAGGAGAGGGCCUCGUGUGUCGCUUCACCGGUCCUGGUUCGGUCUAUGUACAAACCCGAAAUAUGGACGAGUUCCAGUCUUUCAUCAAAGAGACUGUCGGAGCUUCUUAG